Messenger RNA from Platichthys flesus (European flounder), 444 nucleotides. RefSeq names its product chromobox protein homolog 2-like. The record is from RefSeq and is a predicted model, not a curated record. The transcript has a single exon. The coding region runs from base 1 to 444 and encodes 147 amino acids. NCBI's taxonomy places the organism in Eukaryota, Metazoa, Chordata, Actinopteri, Pleuronectiformes, Pleuronectidae.
AUGCGGGUUCAUCCCACGUUUCAUGUUUCCAAAGUCAAACCGGUCCGAGAAAGCGCCCUGGUCCCUGCCGCGCCGCCUCCACCGCCUCCUCGCCUCAUCGAUGGAGGUCCCGCCUACACUGUCCGUCGCAUCCUGCAGUCUCGCCGGCGUGGGAGGGGAUUCCAGUACUUGGUGGACUGGGAGGGUUACGGUCCUGAAGAAAGGUCCUGGGUCCCCGGGAGGAACAUCGUGGACCACACCCUCAUCAGGGACUUCCAUCGACGCAACCUCACCCAGACGUCCAGAACCAGGCCACCUUCCAGACCACAUCCUCCGACGGAGUCCCCGAACGACAGCGACGACGCCGAGGACGGGGCAGGGCCCCCCUACUCUGAGGAGGACGACGACACUCUCCCCGGGACCAUGGAGGUAGAGAUGGAUGCUGGACUCUCGGACGAGUAUUAG